UUCGGUCUUAGUUUGCCGGUGCGCGUCGUCGAGUACGGACGCGUUGCGUGUUUUCGCGAUCCGCGAGUGAUGUUACGAUACUAAGUUUUGUGAUUUGUGAAAAUGUGAAUAGUUCUCUGUGAAGUGGAUUGAUAUAAUCAUGUACGCCAUGCGAUGUCUGGUCGGCAUCACAUUGGUCAUACUGAUCGACCUGGUGGAGAACGCGCGUUCCCAGGAGCAGCCCCGCUGCGGGGAGCGCCUCAAGGGGCCGGUGGGGACGAUCACCACCCCCAACUUCCCGAACCCCUUCCCCGUCCCCAUCAAGUGCCGGUGGAUCAUCGAGCACAGCAUCGUCAACGGCACCAUAUCAGUGUACUUCACCCAGCAGUACAUCACCAGCGGGCUGACCUUCACUGAGUACAUGUACUACGACGAGACGUACAAGCUGGGCGAGCGGCGCGCGCUCACCGUCACGGAGGAGAACAUCACCAAGAUCAAGUGGUUGCAGGUCCAAAGCCCAGUGCUGGUGGUGGAGCUGUCACUGGACCGGCUGGAGGGCACGCAGCUGCGCGCACUGGGCCUGCUGGCGGUGUUCGGGCUGAACGUCACGUACGCGGUGCAGGCGCCAGGCGACCCUGGACCCACCAGCUGCAGCGCCAUCGAGUGCCGCCUGCUGGGGCACUGCUAUGCCAGCCAUAGUUAUAAGGAUUUUUUUUGUUCGUGUUUUGAGGGGUACUCGGGUGAGGACUGCGGCAUCGGCCCGCUCUGCCCGAAGCACUCCAACAUGUGCCACAAUGGUGGUACGUGUAGACAAAUAGGUCCAGCGGCCGUAAGCUGCAUCUGCGCGCCGGGCUACACCGGCGACCUGUGCGAGUCGCAGAUUGCCACACCAGAAUGUGGUAUAGAAGAAUGUUCAGAAGGGUGUAAGGAAGGCACUGUUUGUGAUUGUACACCGAGGGACACGGAUUUUUCCGCAGCGCGGUUUGAGACUCGCCUGCAGAUCGUCGACAACACCAGCACGGACAUAUCACAGGACAUCAUGAAACAUAUGUCAAACUAUCUGAGGCUAUCGAACGUAACGUUCGAGGAAAUCGAAAUUUUAAAUAUAAGUGUCCCAGACCUGAACGGCGUACGCUCAGUGUGGCUGCGCGUAUGGGGACCGCGGCGGGAGGCGGGCGCGCUGCGGGCGGCGUUGGCGCGGCUGCCGGCGCGAGCGCGCGACCGCCUGCGUUUGCUGCCCGCGACGCUAGACUUCGAUAUGCACCCUGCGCUAUCCUUACACGCCCUGGUCGUCAACCAGCGGACGGAGGUGUGGGAGGGGUCGGAGUUCAUCCUGUCAUGCAUGGCGUACGGCUCCUCCAACAUCGCCUUCACCUGGUACAAGGAUGGAGUCAAGGUCAACUUUAAUGGUACCACCAGAGACAUCUGGACGCGCGUGGCGGCGGAGGACGCGCUGGGUCGGCGAAUGUCGGUGCUGGGCGUGACGGAGGCGCGGCAGCUGGACGGCGGGCGCUGGUCGUGCGCCGCCAGCGACGCCGGCCGCCGCCAGUGCAGUGCGCUCCGCCUGACCAUACUCACCCCGCCCGAUAUACGCCUGCUGCCCACCACGCUCACUGUUAAUAAGGGUGACAACGUGAGCAUCACGUGCCUGGCGGGCGCGGGGCGCAUGCACGGCGCGCUGGGGUUCAGCUGGGCGCGCGAGCGGACGCUGCUAGCGCUGGCGCCCGGCCGCGAGGUGUGGGAGGACCUGUACCCCGCCGGCAGCGUGCUCAAGUUGUACAACGUGCAGAAAUCCGGCGAGUUCCGGUGCCAAGUGUCGUCAGUGGCGGGCACUAACGCGAAGGGUGUGACGAUGUGGGCGCUGGGGCCCCACGACGCGGCCUGCGAGAGCGGGGCCUCGCACGGCGUGAGGUGGCCCCGCACCGCGCCCGGGGCCCAUGCCGCCGCGCCCUGCCCGCCCGGGGACACCGGGGAGACUACAAGAUUCUGCGAGCCGAAGACGAUCCAACAUGGCGUCAAGUGGACCCUCCCCGACUUCUCCGGCUGCGUGUCCGACUCGCUGCGGGAUAUUUACAAACAGUUCACCAGAAUCUCGUACGGUUACUCGUGGAGCAACGUAUCGUACGUCGCGCGGCAAUACGGCGCGGUGCUGCGAGCGUUGCCGGCGCGGCCCGGAGCGGGCGCGGCGCCGCUGCGACACGCGCGCGCGAUGCUCACGUACCUGCGCUCAGCCGCCGGCACGCAGCAAGACCGCAACGACGCUGCUGAACCGCUGCUGGUCAUAUACGACAUGCUGCUGGAGCAUCCUGAUGCUUUUCUUGAUGAAGAGAAAAUCUACGAGUUGCAAUCCGCCAUAGUCGACACGGCUCUCAUGCGCGACAUGGACCUCCACUACCAUAGCUUCAGCGUAACCACCAAGAGGGUGCGGGAAGACAACGCACACUUCCACUUCCUCCUGGAGCCUGCUGCGGGGGACUGGCUAUUGUCCUCCGCGGGGGUGGAGCUGGUGGAGAGAAGCUCUAAUGCGUCUGUGGUGGUGGUGCAGUACCAUGAUCUGGUUUCGCGACUGCCCUCGCUGAGGAGAGCUGUUGAGUUCAAGGGCGGGCGGGAGCUUGAGUACCGCCCAUCAUCAGCGCACGUGCAGCUGGCGACGGGCGGCGCGGACCCCGCAGCGCCGCACACCGUCACGCUGCUCUUUGUACACGCCAAGAACUAUACUGCGUUGGAGUCAAAGCUGGCGUGCGCGGUGCGGACGGUGGCCGAGCCGCGCGUGUGGAACACGGCGGCGUGCGAGGCGCGCGUACCGGAGCCGUCGCACGUGGCGUGCCGGUGUCGCGGCCUCGGCACGUACGCGCUACUCACCGUCGCUAGUUCUACCCUGACGGACGCGGAAAAGGACUUGCGUGGUGUAGUGAAAAUAACCGUGGGCCUGGGUGGGGCCAUGUGCCUGGUGUCUGCCGUGCUGCAGCUCCUCAGCCUGAUCCCCACGAGGAAGUCGCAGCUGCCCGUGCUGCUGAAGGCUGUGACUGCCGGCACCCACUCCGCGGCGGUUAUUAGUCUACUUGACUGUGAUACUAGACAGGAGGAGGCAUGCGGGACGGCUCUGGGCUGGGUGUGCGCGGCGUGCUGGUGCGCGGGGUGCGCGGCGCUGUGCGCGCAGCCGCUACUGCUGCAGGCGGAGCUGGCCGGCCGCGCGCAGGCCGCCUCCUCCGUGGGGUUGCUGGCAGGUGUGUGCACACUGGUGUGUCUGACCGCGCGGCUGUGGGGCGGGUCGCCGCUGCUGCUGGGCUCGGGCGCGCAGGCGGUGUGCGCGGCGGGCUGUGCGCUGCUCACCGCGCUCGGCGUGGCGCUCGCUCUUUGCGCCGCGCUGCGUCUCCGCACCAUCACUAGUAAAGUACCGGCGGAGAGGCGAACAUAUCUCAAAGAAAGAGGUCGGGUGGUCAGCCAGACGCUGGCGCUAGUGGCGACGACGACGGCGGUGCAGGCGGCGGGCGUGGCGUACGCGCAGCCCGGCUCGCGCCGCCUGCCGCACGUCGCCGCGCUCUCCGCAGCGGCGCUCGCCAAUGGCGUGGCGAUGCUGAUCUGCUACAUCGUGCAGGACGAGGAGUGCCUACGGUCGGCACGCCGGCUGCUCACCACGGACUGGGGCAACUCGCCGGUCGAGACCUCUCUCAGUCUGUACAUCAAGCAGGGGCGCGAGGUGGAGAGCCGGGCCGCGUGCGACUCCCCCGAGGCCUCGUACUGGCGGGCGCCGGCGCUCGAGAGCCCCGCGCAGAUGCACAGGAGGCAGUCAACGGACACGCGUGCGGAUAUAGUCCGCUGCGUGGAGUACAAGGAGGUGCUGUCGCCGCACCGCACCGACGUCGCCGUGUGCGAUCUCAUACCGCACGCGCGGCAGUACCGCGUCUGCCUCGAGCGCGGCUCGCCCCGGGACUUACCCAACCCCCAGGUGCUCCAAGCCCCGCAGCUAGAGGUGUUCCCGGCCCUCCAGGUGCUUGCGCCCCCGCAGCUCGACGUGUUCCCGCUCCCACAGGUGCUCGCGCCCCCGCAGCUCGAGGUGUUCCCGGCGCCCAAAGACUUAACCCCCCUCACGCCCACCGUGAACUUCGCGCCGUACAAAGAUCUGGCGGAGUCCUGCGCCAUCUGCGUCCAGUCCAACCCCGACAUCUCCAAAAUGACGUCCUUCCCCAUCAAGAGCUGUCUCAAGAAGACCAAAACGCAGGACUUCGCGUCCAGCGUCUCCCUUCCGUUGGCUGAGGUCAAGGACGAGAAGCCCAAAUCCGAUAUCGAGGACGUAAACAGGGAGUGGAACAGGGCGUACGACUCCGACAGGACAGGACAGGACACGGACAAAGUGCUCAACAAGAUAUCACACGACCUGGAUUUCCUCCUCAACAGAACUAAAGAGAACGCGGAGAACUAGUGUACAGUGUGAGUGUAAAUACGUGUGUACAUAUGUAAAUACCCUAGUUUUAUACGGAAAGUGUACAUAUUUAAAUUUUAUACGUACUACUGUUACUGUAAAGCAGCCCAUACACGCAAGGGUGUACCUAAUAGGUUUGCCUGAACAGGUCAACUGUUCAGGUAAACCAGAGCGUCUAUGUUUCUCAUUUUUGUCUGACAGGCGUAACUGCACAGGCAAACCUGUCAGAUACACCCUUGCGUUUAUGGUCUGCUUAAAAAAGUCCAAAGACGAGAUAUCUCAGGGGUAGCUAGUAAUAAAUGAAAACCGGAAGUUAGCUGUCGGUUCCGGCACUUCGGUAAUUAGUCGGUGUCUUCUGUGAGCGGCUAACUGCAGACCGACGAUUAAGCGGUUAACUUAAGCAACGAUUAACGACUUAACUUUGACGUGAGUAUGGUCGCCGGCCAUGACAAGUUUUAGUAGUAAAAUAUAUGAAAGUGCUCCCUCAUUGAAGCUAUCACGUGAUAUACGUACAACUACACUGUCAAAAUAUCUAGAGCAAGGAUGGCGAACCAA
This is a messenger RNA of Aricia agestis (brown argus), 4957 nucleotides long. RefSeq lists its product as uncharacterized. Bases 140 to 4402 code for a protein of 1420 amino acids. The record is from RefSeq and is a predicted model, not a curated record. NCBI's taxonomy places the organism in Eukaryota, Metazoa, Arthropoda, Insecta, Lepidoptera, Lycaenidae. Gene Ontology annotation, molecular function: G protein-coupled receptor activity. Gene Ontology annotation, cellular component: membrane. The transcript has 25 exons.